AUGCCGCGGCUGUAUUUCCCGAGUACAGCACCAGCACCAGCACCAGCACUCUGCACUGCGCUGCACUUUCACUGUGCCAGUCCGGCUUAUUUUGCCCAGACGCAACAAGAAGUUGGAAUAACGACAAACCCUGAAGGGCCAGAACUAGAACCUGAAUGA
Sclerotinia sclerotiorum 1980 UF-70 is the source of this 159-nucleotide messenger RNA. RefSeq lists its product with no specific name. The transcript has 2 exons. The coding region runs from base 1 to 159 and encodes 52 amino acids. The record is from RefSeq and is a predicted model, not a curated record. Lineage: Eukaryota; Fungi; Ascomycota; Leotiomycetes; Helotiales; Sclerotiniaceae.